Ilex paraguariensis (yerba mate) is the source of this 1173-nucleotide messenger RNA. The record is from the annotation of a GenBank genome assembly. Lineage: Eukaryota; Viridiplantae; Streptophyta; Magnoliopsida; Aquifoliales; Aquifoliaceae.
AUGAUCAUUCCUUCGACAAUGGUCUUAUUCCAGCCACUAGGAUCAAGCCUUAGGAUGCUCUAUGCAUCAGGUGACAUGGCCAUCCCUAUGGACUGUGUUGUGGCUUGUAUCCCUGGAACCCAGAAUCCAUAUGGCGUGUUUGCUUGGACGAGGGGCUUGUCAAGUUAUCUUGCCGAACCGUGGCAUGACACUUUGAUCCAUUCUGGAGUUAGAAAAGUUCUAAACAAAUUCCGACACAGCAGGACGGCUCAAUCAGAAAAAUUUCCCUGUGACAGAAACAUUGCUAAUAUCACAUCAGGAAGCCUCAAGUAUAGUUUUCUUGACAAGUCUGUUGGAUUAUCAUCUUUGUUUGAGAUAAGCAGAGACUCUGUAGUGGAUGAUACUUUACAGAUCGUUGAGGCGUGCCACCCAUUGCAUGUUCCUGGUUUUGAAAGUUUGAUCAUUCCUAUUAAAACACGAGGUUAUGUGUUGAAAGUGAUUAAUGGGAAUACUGCACUUGUACGGUGGGAGUACAAACUAUCUGGAGUGCUUGUGCUGCUUUUGCGUUUGGCCCAGGAGCUGUAUUUGGAUAGCACUGAGGAAGUCCUUGUCACUCUUGACUUGCUUAGUCGGUUGGUGACCUUUAAUGCGGCUGUAUGUUCUGCUUUUAUGGAAAUUGGAAAUUCUUUACAUGAAGAAGCGACUCCAAUGAAUGGGCAAGUAGAGAAGUAUGCAUGGAUUAAUUUUGUUCAGAUCAUUUGCACUUUGGUCAAAAAUCACAAUCCUAAUUGUGAUGGUGUGGUGAUGAUGUCCCUGGGUGUAAAUAUUUUGGCGAAGAUGUUAAAAUGCUCACCAUCUAUAGUCACUAUAAUGGUUCUGAAGGCAAAUAUUUUUGAUGUUGCUUCAAGGACGAAUCCCUUUGAUGUUGGCUCUAAUGGUUUAUCAAGUAGCUCAUGGUUGCUUUCUGAAAGACUUGCCAAGAUGCUUUUAAUUGACUUGCUCGACUUCACUAUGCAGCUUGUGGAGAACGGAGUACAAAACGAUGAUGUCCUUGCUCUUGUCAUCUUCGCCCUUCAGUAUGUUUUUGUUAAUCAUCAAUACUGGAAAUUCAAGGUUAAACAUGCUCGCUGGAAGGUGACACUAAAGGUAUCCCCUGAUUUACCUGUUUCAAAAAGAGUACAAAAACAUGGCUAG